Messenger RNA from Puccinia graminis f. sp. tritici CRL 75-36-700-3, 96 nucleotides. RefSeq lists its product as uncharacterized. The transcript has 2 exons. NCBI's taxonomy places the organism in Eukaryota, Fungi, Basidiomycota, Pucciniomycetes, Pucciniales, Pucciniaceae. The record is from RefSeq and is a predicted model, not a curated record. Bases 1 to 96 code for a protein of 31 amino acids.
AUGCCCACGACGUUAAACGAGGUGGCCAAGGGGACCAUCUGCCCAACGAAAGCCCAAGCAUUUGAAAAAUUGAUGCUUUGUCGGCCAGUAACCUAA